AUGGAUCUCAAUCUCAUUAUGUCGGAAUCGACCACCACAUCCCAGCCGUGGUCUCUAGCCGGGAAGACAGCGGUUAUCACGGGAGGAUCACGAGGAAUCGGACGAGGGAUCGCGAUCCACUUUGCGCGAAAGGGCAUUGCCAAUAUUGCCAUCACUUAUGUCUCGAACAAGGCAGCAGCGGAGGAGACCCUGAAAGCUUGUCGCGAGCUCGGCGCGCAGCGGACGUGUAUGAUCCAGGCCAACAUGGUCGACCAUGAUGUCGGUCAGCGAGUGAUCAAUGAAGCCCUUUCUGGAUUGGAGGCGAAGACCAUCGACAUUCUGGUCAAUAACGCCAUCUUGGGAAACGCUGAUAGACCUAAAGCGGUGACCGAGACGACGCCGGAAGACUUCGCUGAGAUGAUGCACGCCAACGUGUUUUCCCCUGUCAGCUUGACCGUCGCGUUCAUGCCCCACGCCCCAUCGUAUGGCGGACGAGUCAUCAACAUCUCCAGCAUCGCUGGCAAGCAGGGAAAUAGGGACCCAAUUAUGACCUAUGGCGCAAGCAAGGCCGCCCUUGAGAGCUUUACGAGGUCCUUUGCAGAGCAGUAUUCCGCGCAAAAGGGCAUGACGUUCAACAGUGUUAGCGUUGGCCCGACGGCGACUGACGCCUUCGAAAAUGCUAAGAAGACCUUCCCCGCAGACUUUCUCGAUCAACAGGUCAAAGAUAUCACCGCUGCAGCUAGGAUUGGCGAGCCGGAGGAUAUCGCGUAUAUUGUUGGCUUUUUGGCGAGUGAGGAGGGUCGCUGGGUGAAUGGUGCAGCUGUAAUCUGGUGCACCAUGGGUGCUGAACGGAAUGAUUCUGCCAUGGAGGCACCCCCGCGGAAGCUGGUCAACAUCGAACAUGUCCUGGAGAACGCCACUCUCGCCGAAAAGAUCUCGCUACUAGCAGGUUCCGACUUCUGGCACUCCACACCUCUCCCACAGUACGACGUCCCGGCUGUCAAAUGCACCGAUGGGCCCAACGGCGUCCGGGGCUCCAGGUUCUUCAACCCGGUGCCGGCCCUAUGCAUACCCUGCGGAAGCGGCUUAGGAGCAACCUGGAAUCCUGAACUGAUUGAACAGGCCGGCAAACUAUUGUCCAAAGAAUGCGAAGCCAAAGGAGCUCAUGUCUGGCUUGGCCCAACAGUAAACAUCAUCCGGUCCCCACUGAAUGGCCGCGGCUUUGAAUCCUUCUCAGAAGACCCGCAUCUCAGCGGAAUUCUCGCCGGUUCUAUUAUCAAAGGCGUUCAGUCACGAGGAACCUUGGCCGCUCUCAAGCACUUCGUGGCGAAUGAUCAAGAAACGGAAAAGAUGUCGGUUGAUGUUUGCAUAUCUGACAGAGCUCUACGUGAGAUCUAUCUCAUGCCCUUCCAAAUCGCCCUGCGAGAUAGCAAUCCAAGGGUCGUCAUGUCGUCCUACAACAAGGUUCAGGGAUUGCACGUCUCAGAAAGUCCCAAGAUCCUACAAGAUAUUUUGAGGAAAGAGUGGGGAUUUGACGGGCUCAUCAUGAGCGAUUGGUACGGGACCUACUCUUGCGAAGCCGCCUUGAAUGCCGGUGUCGACAUUGAGAUGCCUGGACCUAGCAGGUACCGCGAAAAGGAGGCCCUCGCUGCGGUGUUCUCGGGCAAGGUUGCGCCACACACUAUCGAUGAACGCGCCAGGAAGGUAUUGGAGUUCGUCAACGAUGCGGCUUUGGCAAGAGUUGGAAAGGAAGAGACCACUCGGGAUGUGCCGGAGGAUCGAAAUCUCAAUCGACGCUUAGCUGGUGAAAGCAUUGUGUUGUUGAAGAAUGAGGAGAACAUCUUACCGCUGAUAGCAGAACACUGCGAUGAAGUGGCUGUGAUUGGACCCAAUGCAGAGAUCCCGGCUGCAUGUGGUGGUGGAAGUGCUAGUCUGCGGCCCUACUACACCAGCUCUGUCCUGCAGGGUAUCCGAGGAUCACUACCACCACACGCGAAGGUUCACCAUGAGCCUGGCGUCUAUGGACACAUCUUGCUGCCUCCCUUCACUGCAGAACAUGUCUUCAACGACGCAGGUCUCGCAGGGGUUACCAUCGAGAUGUUCAAUGAACCACAUACCACAGCUGGCCGAAGGCCAUUUGAUCACGUCACAAUACCCGACACCACGUAUCAACUCAUGGACUACAGACAUCCCGACAAGGUGGAAACGUUCUUCAUGUCAAUGCGAGCGCAUUUCACCCCCGAACACACCGGUCCCUACGAAUUCGGCUUAGCAUCAUAUGGAGAGAGCAAUUUGUACAUCAACGACGAGCUUGUCAUUGACAAUUCAACUGAACAAACACCAGGGGGGAUGUUUUUCGGCAAAGGGUCUGCAGAAAAGCGAGCUGUCUACGAGAUGACAGCCGGGAAGCGUUAUGUGCUACGGGUGGAGGCGGGAAGUGCCUCGACAUCAAAGGUAACUGGCGGCUCGUUGCUAGCAAUUCCAGGUGGGGCUUGCAGACUUGGUGGAUGUCGGAAAAUCGAUCGUAAAGAAGGUAUCCGGAGAGCAGUCGAACUAGCCAAAAGGUGCAAGUACACUGUGGUUGUAGCUGGUCUUAACGCCGAUUUGGAAAAGGAAGGCAAGGACAGGAGAAACAUGGACUUACCUCCUCAUGUCGACAAGCUCAUUUCUGCUGUCUUGAAAGCACAGCCAGACGCCAUCAUCGUUACACAAGCAGGGAACCCCAUCCGGAUGCCUUGGAGGCACUCGGCGAAGUCAAUGAUUCACAGCUGGUACGGCGGCAACGAAGCCGGGAAUGCCGUCGCAGAUGUCCUCUUCGGGCGCAUAAACCCUAGCGGGAAGCUACCCAUGACUUUCCCUGACCGUUUAGAAGACAAUCCUGCCUUCCUUAGCUUCGGUAGUGAUAACGGAAAGGUUCAUUACUCCGAGGGCGUGUUCGUUGGAUACCGAUGGUAUGAGACGCGUCGUAUCACACCAGCAUUUCCUUUCGGCCACGGACUUAGCUACACAACUUUCGACAUUUCAGGUAUUCAAGCAAGCCCAUCCCAGGUUCAGUUCAGCAUACAGAACAUCGGCGAGAGGGCAGGCGCUGAGGUUGUUCAAAUGUACAUCGGCUACUUCGCCGUCUCUCAAGUUUCAAGAUUCGCGCGGCCGCGACAGGAACUCAAGGGCUUCAAGAAAACCUACCUUGAGCCAGGCGAGCGGAAGCUUAUAACGAUUCCAAUCGACAAAUACAGCACGGCUGUUUGGGAUGAGAAGAGGAAUAGUUGGUGUUGUGAGAAAGGGGACUACCUUGUUUCUGUGGUGUCAGCCACUGAAAAGCUGAUGGGCUCCUUCAAGAUUGAGAAGAGCAUCUUCUGGAACGGUCUUUGA
This is a messenger RNA of Colletotrichum gloeosporioides, 3351 nucleotides long. Its product is annotated as putative beta-glucosidase K. The transcript has 6 exons. The record is from RefSeq and is a predicted model, not a curated record. NCBI's taxonomy places the organism in Eukaryota, Fungi, Ascomycota, Sordariomycetes, Glomerellales, Glomerellaceae. Gene Ontology annotation, molecular function: oxidoreductase activity; beta-glucosidase activity. Bases 1 to 3351 code for a protein of 1116 amino acids. Gene Ontology annotation, biological process: glucan catabolic process.